Cercospora beticola is the source of this 357-nucleotide messenger RNA. RefSeq names its product L-rhamnose mutarotase. Gene Ontology annotation, molecular function: racemase and epimerase activity, acting on carbohydrates and derivatives. The record is from RefSeq and is a predicted model, not a curated record. Lineage: Eukaryota; Fungi; Ascomycota; Dothideomycetes; Mycosphaerellales; Mycosphaerellaceae.
AUGGGACCCGAACCACGUCGCAUUGCCCAGAUUGUCCGUCUGAAGCGAGAGUCUCUGCAAGCUUACAAGGACUGUCACGCCGCUGUCUGGCCAGAAGUCCUCAAGCAGAUUAAGGACUGCAACAUCAUCGACUACUCAAUCUUCCUCGACGAAAGAACGAUGACAUUGUUCGCUUCGAUGAAGUACGUCGGCAAUCACUAUGAAGCAGACAUGGAGAAAAUGAAAGCGAAUCCGAAGGUACAGGAAUGGUGGCGAAUGACCGACGGAAUGCAAGAAACACUGGUUGAAGGUGCAAAAGGCAGCACAGAUCCCAAAGGAUGGUGGCAACCACUCGAGGAAGUGUUCAGAGUUGAAUAG